Chenopodium quinoa (quinoa) is the source of this 1782-nucleotide messenger RNA. Its product is annotated as interactor of constitutive active ROPs 2, chloroplastic-like. NCBI's taxonomy places the organism in Eukaryota, Viridiplantae, Streptophyta, Magnoliopsida, Caryophyllales, Amaranthaceae. The transcript has 11 exons. The record is from RefSeq and is a predicted model, not a curated record. Bases 348 to 1559 code for a protein of 403 amino acids.
UGAGCAAUUCAAAAUCGAAGCAUAAUUAGCCCAAUGAACAAAUUGGAUGAGGGAGACGAAUCAAAGUAGUCCAUAACCCAUAUGUUGAUAUGAAAAAAGAAAUAAAUAAGAGAAAGAAAGCACCAUUGAUUCCGGGGUACUAAUUAGUAAUUACGUAACACUCGAAAUAAGGUUUUUUUGGGUGUUCGAACAAGAUUUGUAGAUUGCACUUGCGCACACACCAAACACACCUUCUCUAGUUCUCUUCUCCAAAGCACCAAAACCGUGGACUUUACUCACUCUCUCUCAUCUUAGAUCUCCAGCUUUUUAAUUCAGUUUUAGGUUGAAUUUGGGAUCUUCCAAGAAAGAUGGAGGAUGAUAAAAAGAAGAAGAAAAACAAGAAGAAGAAGAAUAAGCAACAACCCAAAACAACAGCAGCAACCGACGAUUCGGCAAGUUCUGUUAGUGGCGAACAAGAUAAUUUGUCAAAUAUAGCAAUUGAUGAUGAUAAACAACCUCAAAAUUAUAAUGGCUGUGUUACAGCUGACAGUGAAAAGCAAAAUUCGUUGCAAGGAGAGGCUAGAUUAAGAGAUAUGGUCAAACAACUACUUUAUGAAAAAGACUCCUACAUACAAAGACAGGCCGACCUAGAGUUGAAAAUGAAGCAAUUACAGACUGAAAGUGACUCCUGGCAUGAGAAAGAGGUGAGCCUGGAGCAGAGAAUCAGCCAGCUAUUACAAGAGAAUGCUUCUUUGAGUUUUGAACAGAGGAAUUUGCUGGAAAAAUAUCAGCAUGUUGAGAAGGAGAAACAUUCUCUUGUUGAAACAGAGAACCUAGACAAGGAAAUGAUCAUGACUCUGAAUUCCGAGAACGCAAAGUUGAAAAUGCAGGUUUUGGAGUUGGAAGGAGCUAGGAAUAGUCUUUCACAAGACAAGCAGCAGCUGCUAGACAACAUUUCUAACUUGCAGUCACGAGUUCACAAUCUUGAAAUGAGUUUGGCUACUCCAGUGCCUCCAACUGAUGCUCAAAAGGAUGCCUCUGAGAAAGAGAGCUUGAAUACUGAGAUGGAAGAAAUGUAUGCGUUGAUUGGGAAAUUGAUGGCAGAAAAUGCAGAUCUUGUUGAAAAGGUAAAUCAGAUGUCCAUGGUGCUUGGUCAACGAGCUGUAGUGCCUGAUAUAACUUCGGUGGACAUACCUGAUUAUUCCUCUGCAAAUCCUUUGUCUAGAUCCACCGAGGAUAUUCAAGAAGAUAACUCCUUGUCAACAAAGAGUUUCGAGUCUUUUGGAACAGCUCCAGUCAAAGAUGAGCAAAGAGUAACUGAUGAAUUAAACUCAGAACAUGCUAAUAUAGUCCGGCAUUCAUCAGAAACCAGUCUGACUGGAGAAAUAGUGCAAAUUUCAUUAGAUGAAAAUGAAAGUCAGGAUAUAGAAGCACAAGCUUCUGUAGGUGUUGAAGAUGAGAGUGUGCCACUUGCUGAUGCUCCUCUGAUCGGUGCUCCUUUUAGGCUUAUUUCUUUUGUUACGAAUUAUGUAAGUGGUGCCGAUCUAGUCAACAAGGGUCCAUCAAACUCGCUGCAGUAACCUAAAAUAUGUUCUAACUUGUAGAAGGUCCGUUGAGAUAGGAAGGAAAUAGAUGGUCAUACUACGUAUUUGAGUUAUUUUACAGUAAACAUUUUUUAACACAAGAUUGGACUACAGAUUACUGUCCCAUUGCUUUUUUGUUGUUGGCCAUUUUUUAUUUUUGGUUAUAAUGGCCAACCUGUAUCACCUGAGUUGAUAUAAUUGAAAUUUGAUUUAAAGCGAA